Molecule: messenger RNA, 3054 nt
Organism: Clonostachys solani
Lineage: Eukaryota; Fungi; Ascomycota; Sordariomycetes; Hypocreales; Bionectriaceae
Source: the annotation of a GenBank genome assembly
AUGCCGCCUUUCCCUCGUCUCGGCAGACACAGCAACCGUUCCCAACAAGCCCUUGUCGACCUGCCGGCUGCUCCCGCUGCCGCUGUUGUUGCCGCCGGGGGAGGAACAGGAGAGGCUACUUCUUCGAACCAGGCCCAGCCCCAGAGCUCGAGUCUGAACCCAAGCCCUCAUCUGCCUCCUGGUCAGAGCCAUAGCCAAAGCAACCACCACCACUUCCACAGACCUAACCACCAUAUCCAUACGCACAACCACGCCGAGGCUCAAGGCGCGACCGACCCAUCGCCGUCAAAUACCACAGCACCCCCUUCAGUCAUUUCCACCAACACUACCACCACCAACACCGAGCCGUCGUCUGUCGCCGACCCUCGAGCUGCACACCAACCCCCAGCAUCACAGCUACCUCCAUCUCAGCAAUUGGCACCAGCGCAGCCGCUCCCGACUGACAUUGGCAUUGCAAUUAGCGGCGUUCCUCUUCCCCCACCAUAUAAGCAGCAGCCGCAGCCCUAUACUGCCUCGCCCAUCCUAGGUCCAGGCGAAUCUCCAGUCCUCGAAGGCGGGCGAAAUCCUGGCUUUACGCCGUCUCCUAUCCACCGGAGUCAAACCCAGCGAUUCAGCUCGUACGCCUCUAUACCACCGCAGCCCUUGGAGCACCAGAGUCAUCAACACCUGCGCAACCAACUUGCACACGGUAUCGGAUCUGCCUCAGUGGAAGACCUACCUGGAACAAGGCACCAUCCCAACUCGUCCCCCCAACUGAAUUCCUCUGCAGCUCCCGAGAAACGGUCGAGGCGCAAUUUCAUCAAGGGCAUCUUUUCGAGCAACAGCCGUUCUCACAACGAUCAGCAUCAGUCCUCAUCACACGGCUUCACACUCGGACAUCAUAGAGGUCAGAGCUCUCUUUCCUACGAAAACGGCGUGGGUCUGACACGUCGACAAUCCCGCCGGGCGAGCAACCUCCUUGAUUCGCAAACCCAGUCGCCCAACACAAGCCCGAACCUCUCGGAUCGCGACUGGCACGGCCCAGGCCCAAUUGUCGGCCCAGGCCAAGUCUACCAGCAGAGAGCUGAACCCGCUCCGUUAGCAGGCAUUGGAGAAUCUGCUCAGAAUCAAUAUACUGGCCCCGAGCCAAUUCAAUCAACACAAUCGCCCUCGGUCCAGCACCUUGUUGAAAGCCCGACUAUACGGCAAGUCAACCCCGAGUCUGAUUCGUCGCCGACCUACGACGAAGUGGGUUAUCACCAAGGCCAGCCAAAUCAGCAGGCCCAAAAAGAGGUGGCUCCCCCUCCACAUCCACCCCCCACCCAGCAGCAGCAACAGCAGCAUUUACAGGCCCAAAGCCAAACCCCACCCUCCCAACAGCCCCACGCUCAGGCACUCCCACAAGCACAAGAACAGGCUCACGGGUACAACCACACUGGGUUUGACCAGCAGCAACAGCAGCUGUAUCAUCUCGCCAACACUUCUCCCACCCAGCCCCAGCACGGCGAGGAGCCGCGAAUUUUCCCCGACACCCAUUCUGCUGCCGCCUCCGUGCAGUACCCGAAUUCUGAAACGCUGUCGCAGGUGUCUCACGAGUCUCCAAUUGCCACCGAACCAGACCAGCGGGCCAACAACCAGCAACCCGCCCAGAUCUUGCCCAACGUGGAGCACCCCGCGCGAACCCAAGAGUCUGUCUCGUCGACCCCGAACUUAGCACCCGCGCAAUUAGCAAGCUCAUCUGUCCAACAAUCGAGCAUGGCCCCGCCACCGGGAGCACCCCCCUCCAACCAGCGGCCUGCUGGCGGCGACAGAGAGCCCAGGCCUGUGGCUCUUCGAAAUCAGGCUGAGGUCCCUCCAGGUGUCCCUCCAGGACCCCCUCCUGGGUACCGCCAAAACAAUUCAUCUGCCGGCCAGUUGACCCCUCUGCAGCCUGGAGCCCCCCAACAAGGCCAACCUGGACCUCCUCCUACUCCCUACACAUCAGGCGAUCAUGGACGCCAUAGCCCGGCACCGCCAGACCACGGCGAAUCAGAGAAGGCAUUUAAGGACCUACUCACCAAGUACAAGAAUGUCAAGCGUCUCUAUUUCGAUGGAAAAGCACAAAUCGAGAACUUUGGGCGACAAAUCGAGCAGCUUCAGAAUGCGGUGGCCAACCAGCGCAUGUCCCAAUCUAGAACAGCCCUGGACGAUAGCGAGUAUUCCAAUAGAUUCAAUAGGUUAAACGGAGCGAUCAACAACCUCGCCUUCAACAUUCGCAAGGACUGGCGAUCUGCCCCUCCCUGGCUCGCGGCAUACGUGAGCUCGGAUGCAUUGAAAACUGGCAAACAGGAGAUGACGGCUGUGGGAAGAGCUGUUAUCUCCCGAUGGUUGAUGGACCAGAUUUUUGACAGGGUCUUCCAUCCUGGACUGGAUCCUGUAUUGAGCUCUCAUCUCAAGGGAAUCGAGUUGAACAUUCGUGGAAGCGCUUACACAUUGAACAGCCAGGAAGAAUUUGACGCACUCACGACUAAGAUUGUUAAUUGGCGGAUGGCCACGCUCGACGGGCUGAAUUCCGUCUUGAACUCACCCGCCACGACUGAACAUCGACAAAACUUAACGUCCAUGUCCACUUCCAACCUGACAGCCGAGCUCUACCAGUACCUUAACGAGCCUCCUCCGCCUGGAGUAGAAGGAAGCGCAUCCAUGAUUGUAGAACUCGCAAUUGGAAUCACCGCCAACCUUCCCCUUGAAAGUCGAGAUGUCGCCAUUGUUUAUCCUCUGCCAGGCGACCUCGUCCAGCCAGGAAUUAUGGAGAUCGAGAAGGCGCCAUUACCCCCCUUGGAUGAUACGGACUCUGGGGACGACAAGGAGGAGAAAGGUAAGAGUCAAACGGAAAAAUAUCCUAGCCAGACGAGGAACAGUCUUGGGGAUACCUCUCCAUCUAGCUGGACUGAUGGCGCCGCCUCGACCUUAGAACCAACAAGUGCUGACAAGGGACUCAACCCAGAUGAACCGAGGGUGCGAUUCGCCGGAUUUCCAGCUCUGGAAGUGCGUGGUAGACAGGUAUUGAUGAAGGCACCUGUCUGGACACUGUGA